Messenger RNA from Dicentrarchus labrax (European seabass), 525 nucleotides. Its product is annotated as serine/threonine-protein phosphatase 2A 56 kDa regulatory subunit delta isoform-like. The transcript is spliced from 4 exons. Bases 112 to 393 code for a protein of 93 amino acids. Lineage: Eukaryota; Metazoa; Chordata; Actinopteri; Moronidae. The record is from RefSeq and is a predicted model, not a curated record.
GAUGGUCAGUCGUGAAAGCCACAUCAGUGUGUACAGACGUGUUAACCAGGCUGUCAGUGUGUGACCACACAUCACCGCCGACCUGCUGACACAGGGGAUUCCCAUCUCAGUAUGCCUCACAAGAGCAAAAAAGAAAAGGAGUCCUCCAAAUCUGGAAAAUCUAAAAGAUCUGGAGGUAAAAAUGGGCCUGCAGACGACCAAGAUGGCUCCAAUAAGAAAGUGCCUCCCGCAACUCAGCUGAUGAGGGUGAAGCAGCCAGGGUCACAUUCGGCCAUGAAGAGAGAGAAGAGGUUCAGCACUUCCUCUUUCCCCCUCAGUGCUAACAGAGAGCUACACAAACUACUUGCACUGGCAGCAUUACAGGCAGGAUCUGGCCUAAGUGGUUUCCUGUAAACCAUACCGAGCUAUGCUUUGUUCUCAUACCUGGAUGAGCCGGGUGACACAGCGGAAGAACAAUAGAGGUGCACAGUCCAGAGGAUUUGCAAGUUUGAGGGAGACACGGCCGCAGUUGGCGACGUGUGUGAC